Neurospora crassa OR74A is the source of this 606-nucleotide messenger RNA. RefSeq lists its product as hypothetical. The coding region runs from base 158 to 508 and encodes 116 amino acids. NCBI's taxonomy places the organism in Eukaryota, Fungi, Ascomycota, Sordariomycetes, Sordariales, Sordariaceae. The transcript has a single exon. The record is from RefSeq and is a predicted model, not a curated record.
GCUAGUUGACAGUUUACAUGCUUCUAUCGAUAGCCGUUGAUUCGUGGGUACACAACAAACUCAACAAGGCGUCGCCAUUAACAUACAUUCCCACACCUUUGCCAGUUUCAAGGAUCAAACUCCACAUUUAGCGACACCUACAUCAUUCGGCUCAUAGAUGUACGACAACGGCUUAAUCGAACAAGGAGGAUGUACAAGGCCUUGGAAUGAAACAAGACACCGUAUGCGGCCAGCGGCCUACCAUUCCCAACAACCAAUUGACCAAAAACCAGGUUGGGAAUUAGAAUGGCCUUCGCUACCAGAGAAAUUGAGGAGAAGUGACAACUUGCUGGGAAAAGGAGCGCAUGAUGGAGCACACCGACCGCUAUCCCUUGUAUUCCUCAAUGCUUUCCUCACGGGGACAAGGGGGUUACUGCAUGGUGAGACCGCAAGAGGAAGGAUAUCUUAUUCGACCUGUUCCAAGUCGAACCGUCGUCGCCGCCGCCGCCGCUUCGAGCAAAGUCCUUGAACCCCUCUGACACAGACGUCUUGCGCAGUUCUUCCAGGACGAGCGACCACAUGCACAAAGAAAACAAAAGGGACAUGUGCUCGCCAAGAUGACUUCCC